AUGUCCUACUACAUGGGCAACUUCUUCUACAAGGGUCCACAAUCAUUCUCAAUGCUGGAAACUGUCAAAGUUUUCGCUAUUCCCGAGACGUCGGAGCAGGCGCACAGUACUGCGAAUUCUUCGGCAAUCGUUUGCUGUUCAUUUCCCGCGUACGCCGACGUCUCGACGACUACAGUCACGACACAAGUUGCUCUCAUGACCUCUACACAAUUGCAAUACAAAACACAGACAAUUACUGCAACUUCAACAGCGCCAGGAUCUACUCAAACAAUCACAACCACAUCUGUAGCCUCAGCCGCUCCCCAAGAGGCAACCACUCAGAUCUCAACUACAUACAUCACGACGACUUCUUUGGCCCCGGCCACAACCCAGACAACAACAAGAAUACUUAAGCAAACAAACGAUUACGAUGAAAAGUCUUCACACUGUGACACAGCAGAGAAUCAGCACGCGGACGGUCACACGCAACCGCCCACCCACUACGACAGUGACAAGAGCAUGCACGACAAUAGCAACAGGGGCAUCUACGAGGACUGUCACUUUAAGAGAAAUAAUGACGAGGACCUUAACAUCUAG
Messenger RNA from Parastagonospora nodorum SN15, 576 nucleotides. RefSeq lists its product as hypothetical. Lineage: Eukaryota; Fungi; Ascomycota; Dothideomycetes; Pleosporales; Phaeosphaeriaceae. The transcript has 4 exons. The coding region runs from base 1 to 576 and encodes 191 amino acids. The record is from RefSeq and is a predicted model, not a curated record.